AAUAGCGCCUGCCGCACGGCAGAAGAGUUGGUGCGUGCUUCACUUAGCGACAAGAGAGUCAGUAACUGUUGCGAAAAGUGAAUUUCACCGUGGAACCACCAAGCCGGUCAUCAUUUCAUGCCUGGUUCAAGACGUUUGAAGAGAGGGUGCAUUCGCGAAGGCAACACUCGGGAGGGUACUCUGUGCGAGAGGAAGACGUGGACGGCGCGCUGUUUACGAAGGAGACAUGAUGAAGGACGUCAUUGAUGUGAUGCAGUUGCAGCGUGAGAAGAGUAAACACAUUCCAGCCUUUGACUACACUCAGAAGGAAAACAACUUCAUUGCAGUGAGGUUCAUUUUCGAAUGUGGUGUUAAACUGGAUGCACAGCCACUGACGAUUGCGACAGCUGCUGUUUUGUACCACAGGUUUUUUAAGGAAGCUGAAUCAACUGGCUAUGAUAUAUAUCUGAUAGCGUCCACGACGCUCUACCUGGCCGGCAAGGUGAAGGACGACCCGCUCAAGAUACGGGAUGUCAUAAACGUGACCCACAACACGCUGCACAGGGGCUCCGCCCCGCUGGAGCUGGGCGACGAGUACUGGAACAUGAGGGACGCCAUAGUGCAGGCGGAACUGCUCGUCAUGAGGAUGCUCAAGUUCGAAGUGACGAUCACGCAUCCGCACAAGUACAUGUUCCACUACUUGAAGGCCCUAGAGAGCUGGUUCUCAAGAGAAGAAUGGGCCAAAUCACCAGUCACAAAAAUUUCAUUUGCUUUCCUGCAGGAUUUCCACUUUGACCCAGCAAUCCUGGACUAUGAACCACAGCACAUUGCCAUUGCUUGCAUAAACCUGGCAAUGCAGUGCUACGGGAUCCAGGUGCCGCUGAUGGACGAAGGGGAAAACUUGUGGUACACUCCUUUCUGCCAAGAUAUCACCAGGGAAAAACUCUGGGAGAUUAUGGAGAAGGUCAUGGAGGUUUACAACAGUGAAGAAAUGCCAUCUUAAUUUCCAUGCACAUUCUAACUUAUUCUUUAUCUGAAUUAUGUUACGACUAUGAUGUUUGACUGAGUGCAGUUUUUAAGAUUACUUGCAAUUGUGUAUAAUUUUUUUUUCUUAAACUACAUGAAAAAGUUAAAUGUGAAAGUA
This is a messenger RNA of Bacillus rossius redtenbacheri, 1123 nucleotides long. It is a transcript of the gene koko, whose product is annotated as cyclin-Q. Gene Ontology annotation, cellular component: nucleus. The transcript is spliced from 7 exons. The coding region runs from base 227 to 982 and encodes 251 amino acids. Gene Ontology annotation, biological process: regulation of transcription by RNA polymerase II. Lineage: Eukaryota; Metazoa; Arthropoda; Insecta; Phasmatodea; Bacillidae. Gene Ontology annotation, molecular function: cyclin-dependent protein serine/threonine kinase regulator activity. The record is from RefSeq and is a predicted model, not a curated record.